AUUGUGUCAGCAAGCAUGGAAGAACAAGCGCGUGAAGCCUUCUUGCCAUCGCCAGACAACCCAGCCUACUCGCUAUUGAUGAGCUUGGACCGACUUGGCGGCCUGCUUGGAGCGCGGACAGCGGUUCUUGCUGAGCACCUAGGAUUCGACCUAAGGCAGCAGCAGGAAGAGGACGAUGAUGAAUCAGCUUCUGACCCUGAAGAGGGCUCAGACUUCAGCUACGAUGCCACCAUCUCAGAGCAGGACGAGGAGGUCCGGCCGGUUCCCACUGACGUGCCGUCGGUGCCUUCCUGCAGCUACCUAAUGCCGGGCCGGACGUUUACCGGGCACCAGCGGCUCAGCGGCGCGGCGCACCGGCGGCAGGAGGACUGGGCGGUCACGGCCACCAUCUACAGCUGCGACCUGGCGGCAGGCCGCGUCACCGGCAGCAUGGUGGCGCAGCAGAGCGGCGGCGGCGGCGGCGCGGCGGCGGCAGGCGGGGACGGCGCGGCGGCGGGGGGUAGCGGCGGCGGCGGAGGCGGGGGCGGUGGGCGGAAGGCCAUCGUCACCUACUUCGAGGGCGACAUCAUCGACAACCUGAACCACACCUUCUUCACCGGCGCCAAGUGGGGUCUGGCCGGCGGCGCGCCCGGCCGCGACUCCGACCUGCACCACUGGGGCCGCUGCCCGGGCUUCAGCGGGCGCAUGCGGGAGCAGGCGCGGCGGUGCGAGGGGCGCAGCAGCCUGCUGGCCACGUCAGGCCAUGUGUUCAUGCGAUGGAAGGAGUGCUUCUUUGUGGAUGUGCCGCAGGACUGCCCUCUGACCAUCACGGGCUUCUACUACCUAGCGCUGUGCCGGGCCACCGGCGCCAUCACCGGGUUCUACCACGACAGCAGGUCCACGCCACUGCAGGUCUUGCAGCUCCUCCCGGUGGAGACUGCGGCGGCGGCGGCGGCGGAGGGGGCGUGCGGCGGCCCGGGCGAAGGCGCAGCCCGCACAGGGCCCUCCUCAGGGAGAGCCGCAGGGGCCGGAGCCGAGGCGGGCGCGACCACUGCAGGAGGCUGGGGCGCGCGGGAGGCUGGCUGUUCGGGAAUGGCGUUUGGCACAUACUCGCUGUGCUAAAAUAAUAGCCGAUAGAAAACAAGCGCGAUUGAGCGUGGUGGGUUUGACGUGCUUUAUCUCAUCUGUGAAGAUGGAAUCGAGCAGGGUCGUGAGGCGUGUGCGAUGGGACAGUGGUAAGGCAAGUUGGUAAGUCCCGUGAAGUCCCGUAAAGUCCCGUCGUGAGGCGUGGUGGUUUGACGUUCGUGUGUUGUGCAGGUUGUUGUUUGCAGCGCACUGUCAGCUUUGUCGCGAGCGUGAAGUGUGAAGUCGCGGGGACAAGCUAUGCAUGCAUGAUGUUUUGUGUUUGUGUUGUUUGGGUUGCUACGUGUAACCGGGUGUGGUACUUAUCACGGAAGACCGGCAAGGCGGCUGCAUUCAUUCCGGGCAUGGGCUUGCGGCGCCGGUUGCAGCAGAGUGGCUAGGUGGCCCAACGGGGGCUGGGGGCUGCAAUGAUUCAGGGGUGGCGGGUGCGCUCGCUGACGGUCUGGCCGGACGUCAGCGGCGGCGUGCGGGCGGAUCCUUACAGCAGCCAAGGGAGGAGACUGGUGACAUGGGGCCGUGGGGGUGCAUGCGGAGCCAUGAAAGCCAGGGCCCGGUGGCAUUGAACACUGAGAGUCUGAGAACCUGCACGAGGGGUGUGAAGGAUUGGGCUCCAGCCGGUUAGGCUCCGCAGUGCUGCGGUAGCUUCCCUGGCACUCCAGGCGGUGUGUUGGGAGAAUUGGCGACGGGGGUCAAAUGGCUCUAGCCGGUCGCCGAGGGACGGCCUGGCGGCCUGCGCUGUGUAGAGACAUGUGGUGAGUGCCAACGUGCAAUGCUGGCGAGUGGCGACUGCCUACGGGCUCCCUGUAAAGCAUGAUGCAU
Molecule: messenger RNA, 1941 nt
Organism: Chlamydomonas reinhardtii
Lineage: Eukaryota; Viridiplantae; Chlorophyta; Chlorophyceae; Chlamydomonadales; Chlamydomonadaceae
Exons: 7
Coding region: 79-1101 (340 amino acids)
Biological process (GO): protein catabolic process in the vacuole; protein targeting to vacuole; proteasome-mediated ubiquitin-dependent protein catabolic process
Cellular component (GO): GID complex; extrinsic component of membrane
Source: RefSeq, a predicted model, not a curated record